AUGAUAACAGUACUAACAAUAUUAUGUGCGUUCCUAAUGAAUCUGCCAUAUUGUUGCCACUGUAAUCUUGAUCAUCAUUGGUUAUCGCCAUUCGAUAACACCACCGAAAUAUCCGCACUGUGCACGAACGAAAAUCAUGAUAUUGUUAUGCUGAAACGAGGUGUACCUAUGAUGUAUAAUUUAUUUCGUCACGAUGUGAUGUGUUGGCUUGAAAUCCAACGUUAUGUACCGCCACGCUAUAAUCAGUUGAUAUGGUUUUUGCAGUCGUUAGGUUAUUGCGAUGUUAACCGAGAGAUUAAUUGGCGGAGACGAGGCGUUGAGUAUAAUCGUGAUUUUCAACUGAAGAUCACCAGAGCUGCUUUCGCUUUGAUAUGUCGGCAAACAGAUGAUAUUGGACGUUACGAUUUAAGUAGAUACGCAUCGCUGUUUCGUAUUAUGUUUGAAAAAACCAACGAUGAUAGACUGCAUAUCUGUGAAAAAGUUAUAUCACUUUAUCAAGAUCUCUAUACUCGAUGUUUGGUAGCUUCACCAACUGGAAGAGUAAGACUUCUCGAAAAAAUAUGUUCAGGUCGUUCCACAGUUCGUCUCAUUAAAAUGCGUGCAUUCUUUAAAAGAUUCUCAAGGAAUUGCUUCACUUUCAAUGAUUUCUUCAACAGCAACCCAAUUGCAAGCCAAUCUUUGGGCUAUGCUCUAUCAAAUGAUACGGUUUUUAUGAAUAUGCUAAGGUUUUGA
This is a messenger RNA of Anisakis simplex (herring worm), 732 nucleotides long. The record is from the annotation of a GenBank genome assembly. NCBI's taxonomy places the organism in Eukaryota, Metazoa, Nematoda, Chromadorea, Rhabditida, Anisakidae.